AAACGAGUGCAAUGCUCCAUGAAUGAGAAAAGGGAAAGGGAAAAGCGGAGGCUGAGGCACAAAGUGCAACUAGGCAAAUGCAAACUACAAACUACAGUCGCACAAUGCAAGUACGAACAGUACGACAGCCAGUAAAUUGCAAUCAAUUAAAUCCGACUUCAGCCAGAGCGACGCGUGCCCCAUGAUCCAAGCCCAAUGAUUUAACACAUCUCUGAUCAUGGAAAAUAAUUUCUACUGGCGCAACAAGGUGGCGGUUGUCACUGGAGCCUCCGUGGGCAUUGGAGCUACCACAGCUAUAGAACUGGCCAAUGCCGGAAUGGUAGUUGUGGGCCUAGCUCGUCGAGUGGAACUCAUUGAGGCACUCAGGGAUCAAGUGACCGGCGUUGGAAAGAUUUUUGCCCGGCAAUGUGACCUCAAUGAUGAAGAGCAGUUGGCCAGUGCUUUUAACUGGAUUCGUGAAAAAUUCCAGGCCAUUCAUGUGCUCAUCUGCAACGCUGGCAUCCUGAAGGCCAACUUCCUGAGCGAAUCCCCCACCAAGGACAUCAAGGAACUGUUCGACACGAAUGUGGUGGCCACCGCCAGCUGCCUGCGGGAGGCACUGAAACACAUGGCUGCGGUCAAGGUUCGCGGUCACAUUGUGGUCAUGAACAGCGUGCUUGGCCAUCGGAUUCCGGAAGUGCCGGUGCCCUUAUUCAGCGUUUAUCCGGCCACGAAGCAUGCAAUUACGGCCCUCUGCCAAACGGUGCGCCAGGAAAUACAUUUUCUCAAAUUAAAUAUUAAAUUAACGAGCAUUUGCCCGGGCAUGGUAGACACGGAUUUCCUUAGUGUUUACUCGCAGGCGGUAGCCGAGCUGCCCAAACUGCAGGCAAGGGAUGUGGCCAAGGCCGUGUUGUAUGCGCUGAACACUCCCGAUGGCGUCCAGGUGGAGGACAUCAUCCUGCAGCAGAUGCGGAAGGUCGAUUGAAUUUUAGUUUGAAUUUCAAGAGAAUUACAUUUUACCCAAAACGAUAUUAUUUGUACAUUUUGUAUAUGUUCUUCUAUGUAAUAAGAGAACAAAUGUACAUAUUUUUAAAUAUAAAAAAUUACAUUAUUGCAUUUCAAGC
Messenger RNA from Drosophila melanogaster (fruit fly), 1103 nucleotides. It is a transcript of the gene rdhB, whose product is annotated as retinol dehydrogenase B. The record is from RefSeq and is marked reviewed. Lineage: Eukaryota; Metazoa; Arthropoda; Insecta; Diptera; Drosophilidae. The coding region runs from base 218 to 964 and encodes 248 amino acids. Gene Ontology annotation, molecular function: oxidoreductase activity, acting on the CH-OH group of donors, NAD or NADP as acceptor; all-trans-retinol dehydrogenase (NAD+) activity. The transcript has 6 exons.